Messenger RNA from Monopterus albus (swamp eel), 1711 nucleotides. It is a transcript of the gene dhrs3b, whose product is annotated as dehydrogenase/reductase (SDR family) member 3b. The transcript has 6 exons. The record is from RefSeq and is a predicted model, not a curated record. Gene Ontology annotation, biological process: regulation of retinoic acid receptor signaling pathway; retinoid metabolic process. Gene Ontology annotation, molecular function: all-trans-retinol dehydrogenase (NAD+) activity. NCBI's taxonomy places the organism in Eukaryota, Metazoa, Chordata, Actinopteri, Synbranchiformes, Synbranchidae. The coding region runs from base 392 to 1300 and encodes 302 amino acids. Gene Ontology annotation, cellular component: lipid droplet.
UGUAACGAAGCAAGGGCAGUGGCGUUAUUAUAUAAGGCAGGACAGGACAAGAACACUACAACAAAGCCCAGCAACGGAGCGUCGCCUGGACUUGUAAUUCUGCGUCUCUACCAGAGGUUGACAGGCGUAAUGACUGAUCAGUCACACGUCUGCGGUUCCUGAUGCAUGUCGCUUAACAUGUCAGAGCUCCUUCAAAUCCCACAGUUUAGCUUUUCAAAUAUUUCUUCGCCGGCGGAUUACCCAUGCAACACUUUCUGAGGUUGCAGAUGAUAUUGAUUACAUGCGGACAAACUUUUAGGAGCUCCUAAGUCGCAGUUUCUGAACUCGGUGGUGCCAGUAAACUUCCAGCGUAAACAUUGUGCUUCUCAGCUGCGUGUGAGCGCUUUGCGAGAUGGAGUGGAAGAACGCGUGUCGCCUGCUUCUUUUCCCACUUCAAAUGCUUUAUUAUAUAGUAAGAGCAAGUUUGUGUUCGCUGCUGCCAGGCACAAGGAAGGACCUGACCACGGAGGUGGUGUUGAUCACCGGUGGGGGACGAGGCAUCGGACGUCACCUGGCCAAAGAAUUUGCUAAGCAGGGAGCCAGAAAGGUGAUCUUGUGGGGCCGAACAGAGAAGUGUCUCAAAGAAACGGCUGAAGAGAUCUCUCUCUCAGGAACAGAGUGCCAUUACUUCCUGUGUGAUGUGGCCAACCGGGAGGAAGUUUACAAGCAAGCCAAGGUGGUUAGAGAAAAGGUGGGAGAUGUUACGAUAUUAGUGAACAACGCAGCUGUAGUCCACGGCAAAAGUCUGAUGGACAGUGAUGACGACUCCCUUCUGAAAUCCCAACAUAUCAACACCAUGGGACAGUUCUGGACUACAAAAGCCUUUUUGCCUCGAAUGCUGGAGCUGCAGCAUGGCCAUGUAGUGUGCAUAAACUCCAUCCUGUCCCAGUCUCCUAUUCCUGGGGCCAUAGACUACUGCACGUCCAAGGCCUCAUCGCUGGCCUUCAUGGAGAGCCUGACACUGGGCCUGCUGGACUGUCCUGGUGUUGGCUGCACCACAGUACUUCCCUUCCACACCAAUACAGAGAUGUUCCAGGGCAUGAGAGUCAGGUUUCCCCACCUCUUUCCACCUCUCAAGCCUGAGGUAGUUGCCCAGAGGACUGUGGAUGCAGUCAGGGCUGAAAAGGCCUUUCUCUACCUGCCCUGGACUAUGCAUAUCCUUGUCAUUCUAAAAAGCUUCAUGCCACAAGUUGCACUUGAAGAAAUCCACAAGUUUUCUGGGACUUACACCUGCAUGAACACGUUCAAAGGGAGAACGUGAACUUGGAUUUCACAAAACGGGAGAAUGACCUCAACAGCGUUGGGGUAUACUGAAGGAAAUAUGGACCUUACGAUGUCUGGAAAUGGGCGAGGCCCUAUGACAGUGUGAGGACAAAUACUUAGGGGACUGUCACGGUGGGGUUGCCUCUGCCAGUAGAAUUACCUGAUAAACUGCAGGAUACAUCCUGGUCCCAUUUGUAUAUGUUUAAGUGCAUAUGUAUAUAGUACAGAGGACUGAAUGCCAUUCUUAAUUUGAACAGAAGCCAUGCAUAGUCCUGUACCAGUAGUUAUUCCAGGUUUUUCUGACACUAGCUUUAGUCUGUUUUUACACUUGAUUUUUUUUUUUUUUUAAAUCUGCUUGUUAAUGUCUUUGAAUCAGAACAAGGUAAUAAAAUGGAGUUUUAGAAUCAAA